Ostreococcus lucimarinus CCE9901 is the source of this 2033-nucleotide messenger RNA. RefSeq lists its product with no specific name. Lineage: Eukaryota; Viridiplantae; Chlorophyta; Mamiellophyceae; Mamiellales; Bathycoccaceae. The annotation marks the transcript as partial. The record is from RefSeq and is a predicted model, not a curated record. The transcript has a single exon.
AUGGCGAGAAGCGGCGACGGAUGGGACGACGACGCGUGCCUGGCGUGCGCGUGCGCGGUGACGAAAAAUAAUGAUGGAUUCAAGUGGUCGGACGCGGAGGGCGGGGACGGGGUGGAGAGCGUCGCGCGAAGGAUGUCGCCGAGCGGGCGGUGCUCGUGGUGCGGCAAAGAGACGCGACAUCGAGUGACGCGAGCGACGGGGAGAAGAGGGACGUAUCUGAGUCACUGCGCGCGGUGCGCGAGGGCGACGCACAAGUGCGAACGAUGCGCGGAGGGAUUCGCGAAGAUCGGGGACGGGAGGUGCGCGAAGUGCGCGGGAUGGGUGGAGACGUGGACGACGAGCGAGGCGUUCGCGGCGGCGACGAGACGCGUCGCGUGGUGCUCGUGGUGCGGGGAAAAGAGUUCGCACGUCAGGCGUGGGACGCGCGGGAGCGACGCGUACGAGUGCAUGGUGUGUGGGGGGGGGACGGCGGCGUGCGAGCGGUGCGGCGAGGACGCGGAGGUGAUGCGCAAGCGCUCGCGGCCGGGUGGGGGAUCGUGCGCGAGGUGCGCCGCGGCGGAGACGACGACGCGCAGAAUAAACAUCGGUGGACACGUGUCCGUGCCCACGAUCGGGGCGUUGGCGAAGGCGUUUAAGCGCGCGCUGAGCCGCGGGGACGACGCGGCGACGGCGACGGCGUCGGCGGAGGAGAUCGCGCGCGGGUGGGAUUUGCGGCUGGCGAAACGCGAAGCCGCGGACGAGCGCGCGGGGUUCAUAUUUGACGUUCUCGACCGCGAGAGCGAUUACCGAGACAAGGCGUACCGCGCCGGUUUGAUACGCCCGUUCUUACUCCUCGCCACGCUUCCUCCGCGCGAGCGCGUUCGACUCGGCAUGCGGUUGGGAGUGACGCUGUGUCGAAGCUCGGCGUACUUGGAUCCGCACGCCGAGGCGUGGAAGUUGCUCAGGGAUCCGAUGUGCGGACUGCAGACGAGAGGCGGGAGCGUGUCGCGCGUCGUCGAAAAAGUCACCGGCGUCGGACGCGGGGCGAAUUGGAUCGAUAUAUUGUACUCCGCGCUGACCCUCGGCGCGGACACCGGAAAGUGUCCGGCGACGGAUCCGAGCGAGCUCGACGCGCUUCCGAAAUUUCGUUCAACCGGUCACGCGAUGUUUGCUCUUCGCGUCGCAUCGCACCCGUCGUUGAGCGCAUUUGAAGUCGCGACGCUGCGUCUGGUCGGUCGCGCGCAACGCGGCCGACUCGCACCGGCGUCGACGAUUGUUCUGGACGGCGUGUGCCGACAUCCUCGCAUGGCGACGCUGCGGUCGCGAUUAGCCAAGGCGUAUCCGCGCCACGCGGACGAAGUUUCCCGACACGCCGUGACGUGCGCGUUCGCUUCGUCAGAAUGGGCGUCGACGAUGCGACCAUCGAGUCCGGGAGAUGUCGAAGAGACGGCGGAAGAAGUGUUCGGAAUGUUGCUCGACGGCGCGCCGUUUUCGCGCCGCUGCGGCGCCGCGGACGAAGACGUACUCGACGAAAGCGCCGACGCGCACUUGUCGCGAGGCGCACCUUCGUUGCUAGGAUCUUUAGCCUCCGCGACGUCGAUUGGACUCGCAUCUUACGCCGCCGCUCAAUUUGCGCCGAAGAAAUUCGCCGUGCUCACGCCCAGGGACAUCAUGGAUUUGACGACGGGCGUUCGCACGCCGACGCUGACGUCGUCGGGCAUUUUCGAACCGGUGGCGGUGAUGCUCAUACACAACGUCCUUCUCGCCGCGAGAAACGUGCAUGUGGACGAGCACUUGCCGGACGAAGCGUCGCGAUUGUCGAGAGACGCUCUGAUGUCCGCACAGUCGCCAUCCGUUGCCGCGCCGACGCCCGAACCGGCGAGCGAGACGAGUCCAGGGUCGCCCAUUGACGACGAACCCGGUUCGCCCUGGGCGCCUAAAUACGCGCAUCUUCAAGACGAGGACGCGAAAGUGCGUUUAGAAGAAUUAGAAGAGGCUGAGGAGUCCGCGGCGAUGCUCGCGAGAUACAUCAACGCGUUGGAUACCUCGGAUCU